AGACCACCGUUUAUGCCUCCUCCCAUGGGCAGCAUGCCACCACCUCCGGGUAUGAUGUUCCCCCCAGGGAUGCCGCCUGUCACUGCCCCUGGCACACCGGCAAUGCCCCCGGCUGAGGAGAUCUGGGUAGAAAACAAAACUCCAGAUGGCAAGGUCUAUUUCUAUAACGCGCGCACACGCGAGUCGGCCUGGACUAAGCCAGAUGGGGUCAAAGUGAUUCAGCAGUCGGAGCUGACGCCGAUGCUGGCAGCACAGGCCCAGGCCCAGGCUGUCGGUGCCUCCACACCGACCACCAGCAGUCCUGCGUCUGCAGCGUCUCCUUCCACCUCCUCGAGCACUCAGUCCUCCACCACCUCCACCACCACCACCGCCACUUCUGUCUCACAGACGAUUUCCACACCUACCACACAAGACCAGACCCCGAGUUCGGGUGUUUCAGUUGCCACACCAUCAGUCAGUGUUUCAACCUCUGCUCCUUCUGCUACACCUGUGCAGACUGUACCCCAGCCAGUCCCACAGACAUUGCCUCCUGCAGUUCCUCAUGCAGUACCUCAACCAACUGCAGCAAUUCCUGCUUUUCCACCAGUAAUGGUACCUCCAUUUCGUGUCCCCCUUCCUGGCAUGCCUAUUCCACUUCCAGGUGUAGCAAUGAUGCAAAUAGUCAGCUGCCCGUAUGUAAAGACAGUCGCUACCACCAAGACCGGUGUCCUCCCGGGCAUGGCCCCUCCCAUCGUGCCCAUGAUCCACCCUCAGGUCGCUAUUGCUGCUUCUCCGGCGACACUGGCUGGGCCCCGCCCGGGUGGAGCCACAGCCGUCUCCGAGUGGACAGAGUACAAAACAGCAGAUGGAAAGACUUACUAUUAUAACAACAGGACUUUGGAGUCAACAUGGGAAAAACCCCAAGAACUGAAAGAAAAAGAAAAAAUGGAAGAGAAGAUUAAAGAGCCAAUUAAAGAACCCACAGAAGAGCCUUUACCCAUGGAGACAGAAGAAGAAGAGCCAAAAGAAGAACCUAUAAAAGAACUUAUAAAGGAGGAGCCUAAAGAGGAAGAAAUGACUGAAGAAGAAAAAGCAGCUCAGAAGGCCAAGCCAGUGGCAACUACUCCUAUUCCUGGAACUCCAUGGUGUGUGGUGUGGACUGGUGACGAGCGUGUGUUCUUCUACAACCCAACCACUCGUCUUUCCAUGUGGGACCGACCAGAUGAUCUCAUUGGAAGAGCCGAUGUGGACAAAAUUAUUCAAGAACCCCCACAUAAAAAAGGAAUGGAAGAAGGAAAAAAACUUAUUCGGGAAGAGCACGAAACUGCAGAGGAAGCAAACGACGACGAGCCCAUCAAAAUUAAAAAGCGCAAGAAAGAUGAUAACAAGGAUAUUGACUCGGAGAAGGAGGCUGCUAUGGAAGCUGAAAUCAAAGCUGCUCGAGAGAGAGCCAUUGUUCCUCUGGAGGCUCGGAUGAAACAGUUCAAGGACAUGCUUCUGGAGAGAGGGGUUUCUGCUUUUUCAACGUGGGAGAAGGAGCUACACAAGAUAGUUUUUGAUCCUCGUUACUUACUUCUCAACCCAAAAGAAAGAAAACAGGUAUUUGAUCAGUAUGUGAAAACCCGGGCAGAGGAGGAGCGCAAGGAGAAGAAAAACAAAAUAAUGCAGGCCAAGGAGGAUUUCAAGAAAAUGAUGGAAGAAGCAAAGAUUAAUCCAAGAACUACUUUUAGUGAAUUUGCAGCCAAGCAUGCUAAAGACUCGAGGUUCAAGGCAAUUGAAAAGAUGAAAGAUCGAGAGGCCUUGUUUAAUGAGUUUAUCACAGCGGCAAGAAAGAAGGAAAAAGAAGACUCGAAGACCAGAGGUGAGAAGAUCAAAAUGGACUUCUUUGAGCUGCUGGCUAAUCACCACCUGGACAGUCAGUCUCGCUGGAGCAAAGUGAAGGACAAAGUCGAGACUGACCCGCGUUACAAAGCGGUGGAUAGCUCCUCGCAGCGGGAGGACCUGUUCAAGCAGUACAUCGAAAAAAUAGCCAAGAAUUUAGAUUCUGAGAAAGAGAAGGAGCUGGAAAGACAAGCUCGCAUCGAGGCCAGUUUGCGAGAGCGAGAAAGGGAAGUGCAGAAAGCUCGCUCGGAGCAAACCAAGGAAAUCGAUCGCGAGCGAGAGCAGCACAAACGGGAAGAAGCCAUCCAGAACUUCAAAGCGCUUCUGUCCGACAUGGUGCGUUCUUCAGAUGUGUCCUGGUCUGACACCCGAAGGACUCUACGCAAAGACCAUCGGUGGGAAUCUGGGUCCUUGCUAGAAAGAGAAGAGAAAGAGAAACUCUUUAAUGAACACAUUGAAGCACUUACCAAAAAGAAGAGGGAACACUUUAGGCAACUUCUGGAUGAAACCUCAGCGAUAACUUUAACAUCAACAUGGAAGGAAGUGAAAAAAAUCAUUAAAGAAGAUCCCAGGUGCAUUAAAUUUUCUUCGAGUGACAGGAAAAAGCAAAGGGAGUUUGAGGAAUACAUUAGAGACAAAUACAUUACUGCCAAAGCUGACUUCCGAACGCUACUGAAAGAGACCAAAUUCAUAACCUACAGAUCCAAAAAGUUGAUCCAGGAGUCAGAUCAGCACCUGAAAGACGUAGAGAAGAUCCUGCAGAACGACAAGCGAUACCUGGUGCUUGACUGCGUGCCGGAGGAGAGGCGCAAACUCAUCGUGUCCUAUGUCGAUGACCUGGACCGUCGAGGCCCCCCUCCACCACCCACCGCCUCGGAGCCUACGAGACGAACAACAAAAUAGCUACGAAAUACUCUCAAGCCAAGGGUAUCUGUUAAAUCAAAAAGCUUGCAUGAGCCAUCUGUCAGGUUUAUACAUACACAUUACCGUGAAAAUACUGCAAAACCAUCUGAGGAGCAGAGGAAGAAGCAGCAUUUGUGAACAUGAAAUGGUCUCGGGGU
Nestor notabilis (Kea) is the source of this 2921-nucleotide messenger RNA. RefSeq names its product transcription elongation regulator 1 (gene TCERG1). NCBI's taxonomy places the organism in Eukaryota, Metazoa, Chordata, Aves, Psittaciformes, Psittacidae. Gene Ontology annotation, cellular component: nucleus. The record is from RefSeq and is a predicted model, not a curated record. Gene Ontology annotation, molecular function: transcription coregulator activity; RNA polymerase binding.